This is a messenger RNA of Spirodela intermedia, 390 nucleotides long. The record is from the annotation of a GenBank genome assembly. NCBI's taxonomy places the organism in Eukaryota, Viridiplantae, Streptophyta, Magnoliopsida, Alismatales, Araceae.
AUGGCAACGGCUAUUGCGAGGGCGGCUCCUCUGGUGGCGCCGCCAAGGCGAACGGGCGCAGUGGGCGGAGGGGCGGCGGCGGUGACGGUGGUGAGGGUGGCGAGGUGGGGCGGCGCGGGGCGGCAGCGCGGCGGCGCGAGGCGAUUGGCGGCGACGGGGCCGGCGACGCCUCCGGAGAUAUCGGAGAAGGUGCAGGAGAGCAUCGAGAAAGCGAUGGAGACGUGCGCGGGGGACCCGGUGAGCGGGGAGUGCAUAGCGGCGUGGGACGAGGUGGAGGAGCUGAGCGCCGCCGCGAGCCACGCCCGCGAGAAGGCCAAGGCCACCGACCCCCUCGAGGAGUACUGCAAGGACAACCCGGAGACCGACGAGUGCCGCACCUACGAAGACUGA